Messenger RNA from Suillus discolor, 2627 nucleotides. Its product is annotated as AAA domain-containing protein. Gene Ontology annotation, molecular function: 5'-3' DNA helicase activity; ATP hydrolysis activity; RNA binding. The transcript is spliced from 16 exons. NCBI's taxonomy places the organism in Eukaryota, Fungi, Basidiomycota, Agaricomycetes, Boletales, Suillaceae. The record is from RefSeq and is a predicted model, not a curated record. Bases 93 to 2507 code for a protein of 804 amino acids.
UGUGACGUUCAGCAACGUUCAGAGACUACUACUAGUUUCCGGCAAUAACAUUUUCUUCCAGCACGUCCAAAUCGACCCCAGGCCUUGGUGAUAUGGCAUCAGAAGCGGAGCUCAAAGCCUUUAUCGGUCGCCAUCGUGAGCUGCUCUCAAAGGAACGCAACGCAGAAAUCGAGCGAACUGCUCUGCUGCUCACAAACUGCGGCCCUAAACUUCUGGAACAAAAAGGGCUUGCGCUUGGGAGUCUGAGUGUGGUUGGAAUUAACAUAGGCCUAGGCGGGAAAACAUUAGUCGAACUAGAGCGUCCUACAGCGUUUCACACUUCACAGUUAUUUCCUCCUCACAACUUCAGACCGGGAGACCUCGCUCGUAUCGAAGAGAAUGUAUCCUCGAAUACUACCGCCAAAAAAUCUGCAAAAAGUAAGAAGGCCCCAUCUGCUGGCGCUGAAAGCCCCCAUACUGCAGAAGGUGUGGUAUACAAAGUGUCAGAUACACGCAUCGUCAUUGCGGUGGACUCUUCAGAUUCCAGAUCAGACGAUCUUGACCUUCCUGAGCGCUGUCGAGUACUCAAAUUGGCUAAUAGCGUCACUUAUGACAGAAUGGAUAAAGCGCUCAGCCAGUUAGAAAAAACCUGCAUUCCUUCAUCAAGACAGUCUAGUGACAAAGGUGACUAUGAGCUAACACCUCUCAUCCGAGUUUUACUCGGAAUGUCACCACCUUCUGAAAAGAUUCCUAUUGCGGAACUUAAGUUCUUUGACGAAUCUCUCAAUCCGAGCCAGCAACAAGCUGUCAAAUUCUCCCUUGAAUCCCAGGAAGUCGCUUGUAUCCAUGGUCCACCUGGGACAGGGAAAACACAUACCUUGAUCGAAAUUAUACGACAACUCACCUCUCCUUCGGAGAAUAGCAUCAAUGAGAAACAGAAGCGCAUCCUUGUGUGUGGCGCUUCCAACCUAUCUGUCGAUAAUAUCCUAGAGCGUCUUCUUGCCAUACCACCUCCUGAGAGGGGCAAGAGAACGCUCUUGACAGCUACUCGCAUAGGCCAUCCCGCGCGCGUAAUGGCUAAUCAGGGCGUCUUAGAAGCAACGCUAGAAGUGAAGGCCAACAAGAGCGAUCAAGCCGCACUUGCAAGGGACGUCAAAACUGAGAUUGAAUCAACGCUCGAUGUGCUUGCUGGGAAGGGGAAAGGCUCCAAGAAACCGAGAGGUUCGGAACGCAAGAAGAUGUGGGAGGAGGUAAAGGCUCUUAGGAAGGAAUACAGGCAGCGCGAAGGCGGAGUUGUCAAGACUGUCCUCGGAGAGUCUCAGGUCGUCCUUGCUACAUGUCAUUCCGCUGGUAGCAGGCAGCUCCGUGACCAUAAGUUUGAUGUAGUCAUUAUUGACGAAGCAACACAAGCGCUCGAAGCGGUGUGCUGGAUUCCGAUAUUCAAGGCGAAAAAGCUCAUACUGGCGGGCGACCCGAUGCAAUUGCCACCUACGAUUCUCUCUAUCGACAAACAUAAGAAGAAUACACCGGGGACUGCGACACCAAAAAAGAGCGCAAGUACUGUGAAUGAUGAGAAGAAGUCGCAAGAGUCGAUGGCACCAAAGCCUGAGCUGCCUAAAGAAGACGAGGGCACGAGUCCCAGUGAUACGGAUUCCGAAGCGGAAUCGGUGAAAGGAGAUGAAAUCAUGGCACAAGACACAACAGUCGAAGUGUCCGAAGGAGGAUCCCAGCCGAAUCCAAAGCCUGAAACAAAAACUCGAAAGGAGGCAAAGAAACGAACUGGCUUGCGACCACCUCGUACAUUAGAAACAACGCUCUUUGACCGACUCGAGAGGAUGUAUGGUCCAGAUAUAAAACGCCUGCUCAAUGUUCAAUACCGCAUGCACUCGCAGAUCUGCCAGUUUCCUUCCAAAACACUUUACGCGUCAAAGCUCGUGUCCCAUCAAUCUGUCAGAUCUCAUCUCCUCAAGGACCUACCCACCGUCAGCGCCUUUACUGCCUCCAAAGACGAGGACACCAUCAAAGAAAUACUAGGAACGCCAGUCGUGUUUUAUGACACUACGGGUUGCGAAUACUUCGAGCGAGUAGACGGAGAUAAUGACGAAGGCAGCCGCUGCAACGAGAACGAAGCAGCCGUAGUGUCAAAAUGGGUCGAAAGGCUGGUGGGAGCUGGAUUGCUGCCAUCACAAAUUGCCCUGAUCACCCCAUACCAAGCCCAAGUUACUCUUCUCACUUCCUUGCUUAGGCCAGUGUAUGGUCUUGAGCUUGAGAUUGGGACAGUCGAUGGGAUGCAGGGGCGAGAGAAAGAUGCUGUCAUUAUCAGCUUGGUGCGCAGUAAUGACAAGCGCGAAGUUGGGUUUCUGAAAGAGAAGAGACGUAUGAAUGUCGCCAUGACUCGAGCCAAGAGACACUUGUGUAUCGUGGGUGAUUCGUCGACUGUGAAGCAUGGCAGCCCGUAUUUGAAGAAAUGGCUUGCUUGGCUUGAGGCACAUGCGGAUGUGAGGUUUGCGGAAUUUGAUUCCAUUUAAUCGUGGAUCUGGCCCCUGAUCAGCUGUGGGUGAUCACAAUCUAACCCUGUGAUUGCAAUUAUCAAUAUGGGUGGUACAACGCGAAUAUACGAUGAAUCGCCUUGCAGAACGAAUGGGUUU